Messenger RNA from Coccinella septempunctata (seven-spotted ladybird), 1929 nucleotides. RefSeq names its product calcium/calmodulin-dependent protein kinase type II subunit alpha-like. Gene Ontology annotation, biological process: protein autophosphorylation; autophagy; peptidyl-serine phosphorylation. Gene Ontology annotation, cellular component: autophagosome; cytoplasm. The record is from RefSeq and is a predicted model, not a curated record. The transcript has 3 exons. Gene Ontology annotation, molecular function: zinc ion binding; protein serine/threonine kinase activity; ATP binding. NCBI's taxonomy places the organism in Eukaryota, Metazoa, Arthropoda, Insecta, Coleoptera, Coccinellidae. Bases 1 to 1545 code for a protein of 514 amino acids.
AUGGGCCUCUUUGACCACUGCAACAUAAUACCGCUCAUCGAGACGUUGGUGGAGCCCCCUCACUUAUACCUGGUCUUGCCGUUAUGUGAGGAGGAUUUGGGGACCUUCCUCGUCCGCAAGGGUCCGAGGAGGGGCCCCUCAUCCUUCUUCCGGGUGGUCCGCCAGAUCGCCGUGGGCCUCGCCGAAUGCCACCGGCACGGCGUGGUCCACCGCGAUCUGAAACCCGGUAACGUGCUAAGACGGGGGGCUCGGUUCAUGCUAGCUGACUUCGGAGUGGCCGAGCAAAUUACACCGUGCCGACCACUCCUGACAGAGUUGGCUGGCACUCCAGUGUACUGGAGCCCGGAACAACACCGCCGGGAACCGUACAACACCGCGGUGGAUCUAUGGGCCUUAGGGCUCGUGGCCAUGGACGUGGCCACGGGCCGGCCCUGCCGAAUCGACGGACAGGCUACGGAGCACUGGGCCUCCUCCCCAGGCGAAGAACGCCAGAGGGAGUUGGCCCAGCUGCACCCGUCCGUGGUCUGGUUCGUCGAAGGGCUGUUGAUGGACGAGCCGUCCCUCCGCCGCUCCGCCGACCAGUGGGAGUGGCCGGCCGUCCAUCUGUCCACCGUGGUGGACCUGGAGACAACCCCAGCACCACCGUCCGAUGGGCGCUCCUGCCGGGAAGCAGGGGCGGUCCGCGAGCCCGACACCGCUUUAGGUUCCCGUCCGGCUCCGUCCGCCGAAUCUGGGUGCCGCCAGAAACGGACCAGACAAGAGGAACCGACCGUUGAGGCCACGACUUGUCCUCCAUCCGACACCAUGGCUGACGACAACAUGGAGGUGGAGAUCCUGGAACGCCUCGAUAAGGAGCUGGGAUUUGUGGACCCCGAGGAGGUGGACAUACCCGAGGAUCCACCCAGACCGGUCCCCUUACCGUUGGGAGCAGCGAAGGCAUUCCUCCGCCCGACGCCGAAUAUCGCCGCCGGUUGCUCCACAACACCGUCCCCAGCGCUCGGACCGGCGAGACUACCAGGGACAACACCGCCCAGGGAGAAGGUCCCAUCCAGCACCGUUGAAUCCUGGGGAAAAACCGGAGUCAGUAAAAGGUACCUGGAGACGAAAGCAAGGAUACGGAAGGGAACACAAACACAAGAACAACAAACUGACAGAGACGAGUACCUACCCCCAAACACCAGAACCGUUGGGACUAUGGGCCCCCAGGUAUACGUGGAGCUCCGCCCGGGGUUGUGUUGGAGGUGCGGCCAGGGGGAACACACCAGAGCCACCUGUAGCAGGACCCCCACCCUGUUCUGCAGCCGCUGUGGUCUGUUGGGCACCCUCUCCCGGGAUUGUCCAUGUGGAGGUGCGAAGAAAGAUCCAACACCGUCUCCUACCGGUCCAGGAAACAAGAAGCUCCGUACCGCUCCAAUUCCGAAGAAGGAACCACUUCCCCGGAAGACCGCUCCAGGUCCAAAGAAGGAACCGCUCCCCCGGAAGACGACCCAGGCCUGUCCGAGGUGCCACUAUGUGGCCAAAACCUACAACAAGAAGUCCCGUUAAUGACCGUAAUCAAAAUGAACCGUACCGUUAUAUUGUACUGAUUACCGAUAAUAAAUGAGAUACAUCCGUUCUGUCCGUCUCUAUUUCACUCCUCUAUUACCGUUAAAAAUAUUCAUCACCGAAAAUAGGUAAAUAAUGGGGUACUACCGUUGCUUUCACUGAAUAAGGGCUCAGGUGAGUGAAAUAGAGCCUUAUACUUGUAUCUCCUUAUUAACUGCCAGAAUGUACAUACCUAGAUUUCCGCGAUUCCACCAUAACCGAUAAAUCUAACCUGGUCUGCCAGUGUUGGAAGAUUCUGUUCCGUACAGUUUUUGUUUGUUCUGUGCAGCUUUAUUGCCAUCAAACAGGACCGUCUGACUGUCAUCCAGUGGGUAAGUGGUAUCC